Molecule: messenger RNA, 2517 nt
Organism: Trichobilharzia regenti
Lineage: Eukaryota; Metazoa; Platyhelminthes; Trematoda; Strigeidida; Schistosomatidae
Source: the annotation of a GenBank genome assembly
UUUCGUAUAUAUUUGUUGGCGGCUAUUGCAAUACAAGGUCACACCUGGCCUAACCUCGGUUAUUUGACACGACACAACUGAAUACGGUUUCAGUGGUGUAUUUAAAUAUUGUACAACCUAAAUUUUUCUCUGUAUUAUGGAAGAUCAGAUGUGGGAUAAUUCAAUGAAUGAAGAGGAGACGGAUCAUUGUCCUGCAGACAGUUUGCCGACUGCUGAUGAAGAGAACUGCGUUCCAGAGAAGCUGACUGUUAAUUCAAACGUGAAUGUACAUGACGAUAUCAAGCCCAAAGAAAAGCAUACCACAACUAAGGAGAAACGUUUUCUCAUAAAUGAUAUGGUAGAAGCGGUCGACUUCAGUCUCUUACCUGAAGGUUGGCUUCAGUUGCGUCAUACCUCUGGACUCAAUGUCUAUUUGCAUAGAUCAAGUCGAGUAGUGACAUUAUCAAGACCAUAUUCCAUUGGACCGGGUAGUGUACGUUAUCAUCGGAUUCCUGUAUCUGCAAUUCCAUGUUUAGCGUAUCGAAAAGCUAUGGGACAAAAUUUUCGGACUGUAGAUUCUAACAAGGUUUCUACAGAAAUGGCUGAUUCAUGUAAAGAGUCAAGCGAUGAAACAAAAUGUAAUCCAGUUGAAAAUUCAUCUGAAAACCAGCCAAACGGAGACACCGAGAAGCUUCAAACUUCAGAAAGUGUUCCACUGCUUGUAAAUAAACAAGAUAAUACAGAUAAUGAUGUCGGUGAAACGCUGACUUCUAAUAUCGACUUGUCACAAAGCAACAACCCGUAUUCAUCACAUUGUUUGGAAGAAGUUAAGCAUUCUGAUAAAGAAGAAGGUGAAUUAUCUUCAGCAGAUGAUGAGAAGGAUACUUCAUUUGAAGAGGAAAAAGUUAAGAAAGCACGUUGGGAUGAUACUAGUAUUUCUGUUACCAAUGAAAUGUCAAUUUCACAAGAUUCAUUGUCUGAAGAGAAAGGAGAAGAAGUUUCAAAUACUUCAUGUCCAUUUACCUACAAAAGAUCAACACAUUUUGGAAAUAAACGUCGUAAACGUAAAUAUGUUGUUAAUCGUUCAGGUAGAAAAUCUGCAUCGAUUAUAUCACCAACUACUACUAUACAGUCAGAAUCUGAUGUAAAUAAACAAGGUGUAUCAACUGGAGAUGAAGAAUUUGUUGCUGUUAAAACACAGGUGUUUUCUGUUAAAGAUAAGGAGAAAGAAUCCCUUUUGACACCUGAUGAAAUCCGUGAAUAUUGUGGACGUCUUUUUGAAAUAAGAGUAGAAGAUGCAAUAAUUCAAAGGAACCAUGAACGUAAUAUUUUAAAAGACCCAACUAAGGAACCAGAAGAAACUCAGAAACCAUUACUAAUGAUGUCAGAACAAGCAAAAGUUAUUCGAUAUCAGAUACCAUCAUCUGACGGAAAUACUUCAAAAAGACAGCUUAAAGAGGGAAUGAUCAAUAUGACAGGCAAAUCGUAUGUAUGCAUUCUUCAUGAAUACUGUCAAAAUGUUAUACGCCGUCCACCGACUUAUCAGACAAAAGUUCUUGAGAAUGAGAAAAAUCCCUAUCAAAUGACAGUGUUUAUUAAUAACAAUCCAUAUGGGACAGGUACAGGACAGAGUAAAAAGUGUGCAAGAUUAGAAGCUGCUCGUAAAGCACUAGAAAUUCUAAUACCUGAUUUUCAAAAAAUUGUUGGUUCAAAUUCACAUCAGUCAGGUCCAGUUACAGCUACUGAUCGUGAUAUGGAGUUGUUUGAUUCUAUUUCAGUGUCUGAUCCACGUUUGUAUGAAUUAUCUGUACGUAUGGCGCUUCCCACACCGUAUAAUCUACUUAUUGAAUGUUUAAGUCGAAGUUGUGUACCUGAGUCAGAUUUAAAGUCAAGUAUGAUAUCUCAAGGACGCAGUAAACACUUUUUCACUUUACAAUUAAGAGAACAUGUAAUUAAGGUUAGGUGUAAAAAUAAGAGAGAAGGUCGACAUUUAGCUGCCCAGCAUCUUUUGUCUCGUUUACAUCCUGAAGUGAGUACUUGGAGUGGUCUCUUGCGUAUUUAUGGCCCAGGGAGUAAACCAGACAAGCGGAAUGAAUUAGAAACUAUACAAGAUGCUCAGGUCCAGCAGAAAUCAGCUGUAAAAGCCAGUUUAAUUCGUUUAUUGAGGGCGAAAAUGAGUGAACUUGCUGAUCAACAGGAGAAGUCUGGUGGGAAUAUACAUCCAAAGGGGAAGUUCUUCGUUUCACCCUACAAUCUCCCAGUAGUUGCUUUCCAUCCUGAUUCUGAAGGUGACUUGUACAGUUCUGCGCCUAUAACUUCAUCUGUACCUUCGCCCUUGUUGCCACCGCCAUCCGACUAAUUGAUGAUCUUACUGGAACUUCCCAAAUCAAUUACUGUUUAGACACUAUAAACAUUUUUCCUGGUGCUUUCUAUCUGUAUAUUUCCACAUAGUUUGUUUUUUAUAUGCUUUAUGAAAUAUUACACAUAUGAAUUACUUUAUACUGCACUAAAUACUUUACAACUGCUUUUCGUUUAUUA